AUGAUUUCUUCUAAAAUGGUUUUUCGAAUCAUUUGUUUCUUUGCGCUUGCACUUGGAGUCUUUGCUCAGUCUAAUGAGUUAGAAAGACUGUCCCUAAAACCACCCUACAUUAAUCACGGAAUGAGAAGUUUGUGGUGGGAAUACGGUGGAAGCACUGUUGUGGAUAAAAAAAAUGGUAUAUUUUUGACUCAAGAUUUACAACAUCAAAGUGGAUGGCUGUCGACCCGAUUACCUAUCCCCGCCAACAGCUUUGAGGUAUUGUUUCAAUUCCGUAUUUCAAGUGAAUCCAGAAAUCUCUUUGGUGAUGGCAUGGGAUUGUUUUUGACCGAAGAGCGUGCCAAAUCAGGCCCUGUUUUUGGCUUUACUGAUAAUUUCAAGGGUUAUGGUAUAUUCUUUGAUACUUAUAACAAUGGCCGAUCAGGAACAGUUUUCCCUCGUGUUAUCGUUAUGCAGGGUGAUGGAAAGACGUCUUAUGAUGCUGACCGCGAUGGAAAAGAAAACGAAAUCGCGGGAUGCAGUGCGUUACACUUGCAUAGCAGUGAUUACACUUUGGGUAAAUUGAAGUUCGACAAGAAGAGUAAGGUUCUUCGCUUAGAAUUAGCAUAUGAUGCUAGCUCCGACUUUAUUAAGUGCUUUGAAAUGGAAGACGUUAAUUUGCCUGCUACUGCUUUCCUCACGUUUUCUGCUAUUACUGGUGAGUUGAGCGAAAAUCAUGAAAUUCAUAGCAUUAGUAGCAGAACAAUUACCGACAUCAAUGACGAGUUCAGUCCUGAAAUUCCUCAAGAAGAAUUAAAGGGACCUAGUACCAAGCGUAGUCCUUGGAAGCGUCGUUUCAUUUUCGUUCUCGUUACCUUGAUUGUAGUUUUUUCCGUCUUUUCCUUACGUUCAUACCAACAGAAGCAGGAAAGAAUUCGUCGUUCUCCUGUUCUUUAA
Molecule: messenger RNA, 933 nt
Organism: Schizosaccharomyces octosporus yFS286
Lineage: Eukaryota; Fungi; Ascomycota; Schizosaccharomycetes; Schizosaccharomycetales; Schizosaccharomycetaceae
Product: lectin family glycoprotein receptor
Exons: 1
Coding region: 1-933 (310 amino acids)
Biological process (GO): Golgi organization; endoplasmic reticulum organization; endoplasmic reticulum to Golgi vesicle-mediated transport
Cellular component (GO): COPII-coated ER to Golgi transport vesicle; Golgi membrane; endoplasmic reticulum membrane
Molecular function (GO): D-mannose binding
Source: RefSeq, a predicted model, not a curated record